UGAGUUUCUACUUUCCGCCGCACAAACAAGGGAGAGAAAUAAAAAAAACAGAAUAUAUGAGUCGAAAACCAGAGCUCCGGGCAGGCAGGUUCCAUGAGUUCUGACCCGGCUACGGAUUUAUGGUUGGGGUCUAUGAGUUUUGGUGUCGUCGCCGGCGGCGGGCUCAGAUCCCGCAGUGGUGAGACUUGGGCGUUUACCAGGAAUAGGGAAGAUCCCUGCACCAGCAUCCUCGACCCCACGCUUUUCUUCAUCAGCAGCAGCUAUGAGUUUUCUCCACUGACAAUAGUGAAAGUGGGCAAGUUGGAUCCUUCUGAGGCCAAUACAAAGUUAUGUUCCAUUUUCAAUGGUGAACCCAAAAGAAGACCCACCAAAAGCUUUGCUGUGAAGCUUCGUAUCUAUGAACCUAAGGUGUGGCUUUAUAUUUGUGCCUAUGUUUAGUUAGGUGAUGUAUACUGGUGAUUAGUAGCAGCAUCACUUUGAAUGUUCAUCUUUUUCCCGCCAUGGUGCUAGAGGAACUAUUGGUCAGGAGAAUUAGGGUUGUUUUUGUUGAGAUCCUGGUGUGUGCGGACAAGUGCUAUCUGCUAUGUCAUGUAUGUAUAUCUAGAAUGUAUGUAUACUGUAGGUUCUUUAAAAAAAAAUGUAUACUGUUGGUAGCUAAUUAUAUUAUAAUUAUGUAACAAAUCUUAUUAUUUUGUGUAGAAUUUGGCAGGCG
Molecule: messenger RNA, 712 nt
Organism: Linum tenue
Lineage: Eukaryota; Viridiplantae; Streptophyta; Magnoliopsida; Malpighiales; Linaceae
Source: the annotation of a GenBank genome assembly